AUGACCGUGCCCUGGCGGCCGGGGAGGCGAGGCAUCACCUAUAAGGAAGAGGAGGACUUGACUCUCCGGCCCCGUUGCUGCCUCCAGUGCUCCGAGUCCCUCGCAGGUCUCCAGGGGGGCAGACGCACCGAGCAGGGAGAAGACCACGACCAGCUUAAAGAACUGUACUCAGCUGGGAACCUGACGGUGCUGACGACUGACCCCCUGCUCCACCAGGACCCAGUACAAUUAGACUUCCACUUCCGCCUCACCCCCCAGACCUCUGCCCACUGGCACGGCCUUCUUUGUGACCAUCGACUCUUCCUGGAUAUCCCAUAUCGGGCCUUGGAUCAAGGCAACAGAGAGAGUCUGACGGCAACCCUGGAGUACGUGGAGGAGAAGACCAAUGUGGACUCCGUGUUUGUGAACUUCCCCAACAAUCGCGACGACAGAGGAGCCCUGUUGCGGGCCUUCAGCUACAUGGGCUUUGAGUUGGUCAGACCAGACCACCCCGCCCUCCCUCCCUGGGACAAUGUCAUCUUUAUGGUGUAUCCCCUUGAGAGGGACCUUGGCCACCUGCCCGGCGAGCCUCCCUAG
Molecule: messenger RNA, 576 nt
Organism: Lepus europaeus (European hare)
Lineage: Eukaryota; Metazoa; Chordata; Mammalia; Lagomorpha; Leporidae
Gene: OAZ3
Product: ornithine decarboxylase antizyme 3
Biological process (GO): positive regulation of protein catabolic process
Cellular component (GO): cytoplasm; nucleus
Molecular function (GO): ornithine decarboxylase inhibitor activity
Source: RefSeq, a predicted model, not a curated record